Colletes gigas is the source of this 438-nucleotide messenger RNA. RefSeq lists its product as uncharacterized. NCBI's taxonomy places the organism in Eukaryota, Metazoa, Arthropoda, Insecta, Hymenoptera, Colletidae. The transcript has 3 exons. The record is from RefSeq and is a predicted model, not a curated record. The coding region runs from base 205 to 360 and encodes 51 amino acids. Gene Ontology annotation, cellular component: membrane. Gene Ontology annotation, biological process: mitochondrial respiratory chain complex IV assembly.
AUUCACAAUUAGGUACACAGCCAGUGUAGCCAGAUCGGGCAUAAUUGAGUGCAUCGAAAUCAAUAAUAGUGACUACGAACUUCCUUAGCGUAUAACAAAGUGAAGGUAACAACAUAGCCAGUACAUAUUAUGGAUUACGGGCAUCAAAAUUAGUGACGGAGUAGACCCCGAUGACUGGGUAAAUAUGGAUGUAAAGCAGUAAUAAUGCAUCUGAAAGGUUGGCGAUUUGUUGCAUUUGUAGGAUGUUUUGUAGGAUUUAUAGGAAUACAUUCCUAUUUCACAAUAAUAAGUCCUCUGAUUAAUCCAGAACCAUAUCAAUUAAUACAACAACAAGUAAAACAGAGGAAUCCAGAAAAAUAAUUAUAGAUUUCAGAGAAAAAAUAUUUAAAAAGAAAGUAAUAUUAGUAGGAAAAGAAGGCUGCUAAGAAGACAUUUAUG